AUGCUCAAAGCUCUCCUGGGCGCAUACUUUUGCGCCAUGUCAAGGGACGCGGUGGUCAAGACCCCGGGGCAGCGCCCCCCGUCCAAGGGCGCUCCAACGGCGUACGUCUUUGCCCUGAAAGACAAGCGGAUCGCGUUCUCGGACGAGACCGAGGAGGGCCAGCAGGUGGACAUGGCGCUCUGUCUGUCGCUCAACGGAGGGGGCGAGACCGUCGCGCGCGCCCUCUACUCCAAGGACGUGGAAUUCACGCUGACCCACACGACCUUCAUCCAGACCAACAACCUCCCCCUCAUCCCCCCGGGCGGCAACCCCGACGGCAACAACGCGCGGCGUCGUAUCAAGGUGCUCAAGUACCCGAACACCUACCUGCCGGCCGACAAGUUCGACGCUACGAACGCCUCACACAGGCCCCUGGUGAUCGGCCUCAAGGAACGGAUGAAAGCACCGGGAGUCAUUGAGCAGCUGAUGUCUCUACUCGCGCGCUUCUCCGUCGAGUAUUAUCGAGAGGGUCUGGGAGAGGAUCCCCCGGAGGUCGUGGAGGCCACCGGAGCUUACUUCGACGAUUGUGACAAGCUGCAGCAGUUCCUGGACAAGCACUGCGAGAUCGGGGCUGGCUUUGAGACUCUGGAGGGCGACUUCUACCUGGAUUAUCGCGCCUUCUCCAAUGAGCCGAUCACGAAGGAGGCGCUCAUGAAUCAGAUGAAGAGCAAGGGCUAUCGGAGGAGUGCCAAGCCCCUGAACCGACCCACAUGCCGAAACUGUGACGUCUGCCCUAAAGCCUCAGCUAUAAAGCGGCAAUACGACC
Klebsormidium nitens is the source of this 805-nucleotide messenger RNA. NCBI's taxonomy places the organism in Eukaryota, Viridiplantae, Streptophyta, Klebsormidiophyceae, Klebsormidiales, Klebsormidiaceae. The record is from the annotation of a GenBank genome assembly.